Messenger RNA from Rhodotorula graminis WP1, 991 nucleotides. RefSeq lists its product as uncharacterized. The transcript is spliced from 5 exons. The coding region runs from base 1 to 942 and encodes 313 amino acids. Gene Ontology annotation, molecular function: lipid binding. NCBI's taxonomy places the organism in Eukaryota, Fungi, Basidiomycota, Microbotryomycetes, Sporidiobolales, Sporidiobolaceae. The record is from RefSeq and is a predicted model, not a curated record.
AUGUCGUCCCUCCUCCCUGAACGCCCUGCUGUCCCCAACUACCCGACCGCGAGCCCGUACCAGAAGCAGCUUGACGUCGCGCGCGCAUACUUUCACGAGCAGCUGCAGAGCAGCGACGUCGAGUGGGACAGCCAGACCAAAAGCGACGUCGAGCUGGGCGCGAAGAAGGAUCUCGAGGACUCGAGCGCACCCAACACGGUCCGAGGCGUGACUGUCGUCAAGGGCGUCUCUCCAGAGACUUUCCUCUUUGGCGUCGUCACGAGCGACCGUUUGCGCCGCCUGUGGGACGCUCGCCUCGACACGUCCGGCAUCGUCGCCAGCUACUCGCCCGACGAGUUUACGUUCUACAGCACGACCAAGGGCUUCUCGUUCGUCGUGAGCGGGCGCGACAUUGUCGGCGCGUCGCGCAUCUUCGAGACGGGCGACGGGUACGAGCUCGUCCAAACGAGCGUCGACGACCUCGUGCCGGCGCAGAAGGGCAAGACGAGGGCAACGCUCUUCCUCGGCGGGUGGAAGGUCGAGGCGGCCGGGAGCGACACCAAGGUCACGUACGUCGUCAAGGUCGCGCUCAACGGCUCGAUGCCAUCUGCCAUCGUAAACAAGGUCGCGACAGAGACGCCCAUGUGCGUCGGUACCGCGCGCGACACGUUCUACAAGCACGGCUUUGCUCCCUUCAUUCGCCGGUCGUCGCUCUCGGCCAAGGACCUCGUCGUGCAGAACCAGCGCAAUGUCGACGACGUGUACCGCCUCACGCUCUCGACCCGCACGGUCGGCGCCGAGGUCGAGGUCGUCUUUGACCGCGAGAAGCUGCACAAGGGAGGCGUGAACGUCUCGGUCGAGGGUGAGGGUGUCGAGACGAGUGUUGACGAGGCGGCAGGCGUCAUCAAGGUCCGUGCGACGCAGGAGAACAAGGAGAUGGUUGUCGUCGUUCGGGCCAAGUGAGGGAACCCGGCUCAGCCUUGUAACUGAGAGCGACGUAUCGAGCAAGCUG